Molecule: messenger RNA, 4482 nt
Organism: Malaya genurostris
Lineage: Eukaryota; Metazoa; Arthropoda; Insecta; Diptera; Culicidae
Exons: 3
Coding region: 1-4482 (1493 amino acids)
Biological process (GO): DNA integration
Molecular function (GO): nucleic acid binding
Source: RefSeq, a predicted model, not a curated record
AUGGGCAAAAAGAUGAAAUCAAAGAUUCAUAUAAGAGACAGUAUAGUCGAUGUUUUGUUUCGGAUGGAGAGGUUUAUGAUGAGCACGGAGUCACCGGACGAAAAUCAAAUUAGAUUUCGACUGGAGAAGCUAGAGACGAAAUGGGAUGAAUUCGAGGAAAUUCAGUGCGAAAUCGAGAGUGCUGAAGAUCACGAGGAGAACAUCGCAGGCCACCGACUUGUUCGAGAGGAGUUCGAGGAGAAAUACUUCGAGUUUCAUUACCUGCGGGCUUCUCUUAAAGGCGAUGCUUUAAAACUAAUCGAUUCAUAUCCGAUGAGUGAUGCGAAUUACAGGGUGGCUUGGGAUGCAUUGGUCGCUAGGUUUUCCAACAAGUAUUUACUAAAAAAGAGACACUUGAACGCUUUAUUCGAGUAUCCGAGGAUAAAAAAGGAAUCCGCUGUUGCUAUUCACGACAUCAUAGACUGUUUUGAGCGUAAUACAAAAAUUCUAGAUCAGUUGGGCGAAAAAACGAAUGGCUGGGGUGCGAUGUUGGUUCAUCUCAUGGUUUCAAAAUUGGAUGACGUUACUCAAAAACGCUGGGAGGAGCAUGCUUCAGGUGACGAUGAACCAUCGUUUGCCGUAUUAGUAAACUUUCUGAAGAAGCAGACACGUGUGCUUGAUGCAGUUUCUGUGGAUCAACACUCUUCAAGUUCAGCUUAUUUGUCUUCUCCGAACGGUGCUAAAUACAGACCAGCGAAGGUAUCGGUCAACGCGGCGACUGAAAGUUCGGGUCCAAACUGCAUUGUAUGUUCCGAGCAACAUUCUAUUGCAAGAUGUCCGACCUUUUUUAAGUAUCCAGUUGAUAAAAGACUGCAGAUCACCAACUCUAAGAGAUUGUGCAGUAACUGUAUGGGACGUAAUCAUUUGGCACGAGAUUGUCCGUCGAAAUAUCGGUGCAGAACCUGUUCUAAGAAGCAUCAUUCUUUACUUCAUCCCGGAUUUCCUGGUUCUGGUUCAUCUUCUGCGGCAGGUACAACUGAGACUGGUGGGUCUCCAUCGACUUCUGGGGCUGCGUCGAACUCUGGUGGUUUGGUUUCUAGUUCGGUCGCAUCUAUAUCAUCUAACAUGGCGAUGGGGGUCACAGGAUCGCAUAUUUUCCUGCUGACGGCGAUACUGAAAGUGAAGGAUAGAUGGGGACGGACACAUCUCGCUAGGGCGUUGCUGGAUUCAGGUUCACAGGCAAAUCUCAUGUCAGAAAGACUAUGUCAACUUCUCAAACUUCAACGUAGCGACAAGAAAGUGGAAAUUAGCGGCAUCGGACAAACAAGAAGGCAUAUUUCUUGGGAAGUAUCUACGGUUGUUAGCUCGCGUACGCUAGAUUUUUCGUUGCCAAUGGAAUUCUUGGUUUUGGGGCAGGUAACAGACAAUCAGCCAUCUACGUCUAUACCAUUGGCGCAUUGGAAUCCACCAUCCGAUAUGGAUUUAGCUGAUCCUGAAUUCUACAUUUCGCGUCCGAUUGACUUGGUACUUGGUUCACAGUUUUAUUACGAUUUUCAUCUUAUGGAUGGUGGUCGGUUACAAAUUCGUAGGAUCGACAAUACUCUUCCAGUUUUCGUCAACACGGUUUUCGGAUGGGUUGCAGCAGGUGAAUCCGAUUGGAAUGGUGGAAUAUCAAUAGUGAGCUGCAACUUAGCUGUAACAAAAUCGCUGAAUAAAUCCAUCGAAAGGUUUUGGACAAUCGAAGAACUAUCGGAAACGCUGCCUCGGACCCAAGAAGAGGAAGAUUGUGAACUACAUUUCCGGAAUACGGUCAGUCGUGAUACAAACGGGCGAUAUGUAGUGCGCUAUCCAAAGCAUAUGAACUUCCACGAAAUGAUUGGAGAAUCGAAGGAUGCAGCAAUACGAAGAUUUCAACAUUUGGAAAGGCGGUUGACGAAGGACUCCGAACUGAAGAAGCAGUACUGUGAAUUCAUGCAAGAGUAUCUAGAUCUGGAACAUAUGAAGCUCAUUGGUUCAGUGGACGGUUUGCGGGAAGAGCAAAAACCAGUUUGUUACCUUUCUCAUCAUCCAGUUUUCAAGGAAUCAAGCUCAACAACAAAGGUGCGAGUCGUGUUCGAUGGUUCAGCAAAAACUUCUACGAAUUUUUCUCUCAAUGAUGCGCUUCUUACUGGACCGGUAAUACAAGAUGAUUUGCUAGAUCUAAUGAUACGCUUCCGCAAACACGCUGUCGCUUUGGUUGCCGACAUAGAAAAGAUGUAUCGGCAAAUACGCGUACAUUCAGAAGAUACACCAUUGCAGAGAAUUGUCUGGCGUUUCAACCAAUCAGAGCCGAUUCAGGUUUAUGAGCUUCUCACUGUCAGCUACGGUCUUUCUCCAUCGUCGUUCCUGGCAACACGAGUGCUUAAGCAAUUGGCUUUGAACAGUGCGAGAAACCAAAAAUCAGUAUCUGUUGCAGUAGCGGAAGAUUUUUAUAUGGACGAUUUUCUAUCGGGAGCGGAAUCUAUUGAAGAUGCUAAGCGAUUGCGAUUCGGUGUACAAACACUCAUGGCGGAAGCAGGACUACAGCUUCGAAAAUGGAACUCAAAUAUCUCAGAAGCUUUGGAAAUUGCCCCGGAAGGACCCACCAUUCUACAUUUUGAAAAGGAACCGAAGGUGAAAACACUAGGAGUUGCCUGGGAGACUGGACCAGAUCAGUUCUGCUUCGACGUUCGCGAUAUCAAACAUGGCGAGCAAUGGACAAAGCGAAAGAUAUUUUCGGCGAUAGCUCAGUUAUACGAUCCUCUUGGACUUGUGUCACCUGUUAUAGCUUGGGCUAAGAUUCACAUGCAGCAGCUUUGGUUAUCUUCCGUUGGUUGGGAUGAUCCAGUUACCGUUACUGUAAACGCUAGAUGGGAAGAGUUCUACGUUCAGUUACCUGAGUUGAAAUCGUUCAAGAUACCAAGAUGUUUGUUUCUAGCCAAACCAACGGAUACUCAGUUUCACGUUUUCUGCGAUGCCUCGGAACUGGCAUACGGAGCUUGUAUUUAUGCGCGUUCGACCAACAAGGAUGGCGAAAUCAAGGUUACGCUCAUAUCAUCAAAAUCUCGUGUAGCUCCACUCAAACGGCUUUCUUUACCUCGCUUGGAGUUGUGUGCUGCUCUUUUGGGGGCCAAACUAUACGCCCGGGUCUCAGCAGCAUUACGGAUGGAAGGAACUUCUUGCUGGUUUUGGUCAGAUUCCACCGUCACUCUACACUGGAUACAAGCACCAUCCAACACUUGGCAAACUUUCGUCGGAAAUCGCACUUCUGAAAUACAAAAUCUUACUCGAGGACAUAACUGGAACCACGUCAAAGGAGUCGAAAACCCGGCCGACUAUGUAUCUCGUGGAAUGCUACCAAAAAAUUUCAUCACAAAUAUGAUUUGGCUCGAAGGCCCAGCUUGGCUCCAAAAAUCGCAGGAAAAUUGGCCUGAACACCAUAAUCCAGAACCUCCGCCAGAAGAUAUUCUAGAGAGAAGAAAAACCGUACUAGUAGUUCAACAAAACUCGACCGUAGACUGUCUAUACGAGAGAUAUUCGUCAUUUCUAAAGCUAGUACGUGUUACAGCCUAUAUACUACGCUUCGUAAACGCUUGCAAGGGUAAAUUUAAACAUCCAACUGAUAUAUUUGUCACAACACAAGAAAUGCAAGCAGCCAACGAAGCAUUGGUCAAAGGUGUGCAGCAGCAAACGUUCCACGAAGAGUUGAAGGCGUUAAAAAACAAGCGACCACUUCCAUCAUAUUCAGCAUUGAAAUAUCUUCGUCCAAUAAUUGAUACCAAUGGAAUCCUUCGUGUCGGUGGCCGGCUUCAACACUCCGAAGAAGUAUACCAAGCCAAGCACCCUAUGAUUCUCCCAAACGCAUUUAUCGCCGCUUUACGUCGUUUCAUAGCACGUCGUGGUUUGCCUCAACAAAUUCAUUCCGAUAAUGGAACUAAUUUCAAGGGAGCAAAAAAUACUCUACUGGCCUUGUAUCAUAUGCUCAACGAUAAACCUAGUCAUGAAAAAAUUGUCAAUGAAUGUGUCAAUAGAGGCAUUCAAUGGAAAUUCAUACCCCCUCGAGCACCCAAUUUCGGAGGGCUAUGGGAAGCAGCAGUAAAAACAGCAAAAACUUCGUUGAUCAAAACGAUCGGUCAAUGUAAACUAUCGUACGAAGAUUUCGUCACUCUAUUAACGCAGAUCGAGGCCAACAUGAACACUCGUCCACUUACUCCACUUUCGGAAGAUCCCUCUGAGCUCGACGUGUUAACUCCAGGUCAUUUCCUUACGGGAUCAUCAUUGGGAGCAUUACCAGAUCCAGUUUACACUAAAAUACAACCCAAUCGAUUAAAACACUAUCAGCAAUUACAGCAGCUGAUUCAACAACAUUGGGUUCGAUGGAAAAAGGAGUAUUUGACCGAAAUAAACAGCCAACAUCAAAAAUCUUCAAAAUCGGUCCAAUUAGAAGUAGUUCGAGAUGAUAAUUUUAGUUUUAGUGCGAGAUGA